Messenger RNA from Biomphalaria glabrata, 534 nucleotides. RefSeq lists its product as uncharacterized. NCBI's taxonomy places the organism in Eukaryota, Metazoa, Mollusca, Gastropoda, Planorbidae. Bases 32 to 517 code for a protein of 161 amino acids. The transcript is spliced from 8 exons. The record is from RefSeq and is a predicted model, not a curated record.
UGUAAACAUCCGGUGCUAUGCAGACGUCAAAAUGUUUAAAAGAUACAAGCAUAUCAAACCGGAUACUAGAAAGAAGACAUGUAAUCCAACUGCCAGCACCAAAUUGGCAAAGAAGGGAGCAGGAGCAGAUGGAAAGCUAGAGACAGUUGCAGCCGACACUAAGAAACUGCCCACUAAGGGAGCAGGCUUAGAAGAAAAAACAGUUACAUUUGCAGCAGACGUCGCGGAACUGCCAACCAAGGACUUGGACAUACAGCCAAAAGUACUUAGCGCUGGGAAGAAAAAAGCUCAUAAGCAGGUGAAAAAGGAGAAAUCAAAUAGUGCAAGUGUUGAAACAAAAUCUAAACAUAAGAAGAAACAUAAAAUCUCGAAACUUGAAAAAAGAACGCUCUUUUCAUUAAUUUUAGCAGAUGUGAACUGGAGUUCUAUACAGAAACAGAUGAGAGAACAAGAUUUCCCAGAAAGAGAAACGACUGAAUAUGAACAUAAGCUAAAAAAAUAUUUACAUAUAAAAUAAAAUGAAAACACACAAUA